AUUUGUUGAUAUUUGUGGUUUUGUUCGACAUCGAUUCUUUGAUCUUGUACAUGUGUGUGAUACGAAGGCGAUAACUCUUAAAGAUGCAAUAUUUUCCACCCUUUCUCGUCACAAUCUUGACAUUCAAAAUAUUCGGGGUCAAGGAUAUGACGGAGCGAGUAAUAUGCGUGGUGAAUUCAACGGAUUACAUGCACUAAUUGCUAAAGAAUGCCCGUAUGCAUAUUGUGUGCAUUUUUUAGCUCAUCGGUUGCAAUUGGCGUUGGUCGGAACAUCUAAAGAAGUUAUCCCCGUCUACCAUUUUUUUACCACGUUAAAUUUCAUCAUAAAUGUGGUGG
Messenger RNA from Striga hermonthica, 335 nucleotides. Lineage: Eukaryota; Viridiplantae; Streptophyta; Magnoliopsida; Lamiales; Orobanchaceae. The record is from the annotation of a GenBank genome assembly.